CCAUAAAAUAAAAACCUGCACACUGUGCAAGCCGCUGCUUGCAACAAAUGCUCUGUGUGUGAGUUGUUGGUGGUGUCGAUUUCGAAGCCGCAUGCGACGCAUGCGACGCAUGUCACACAGCUGAAGUCGCAAGCGGCUCUUAGCAGCUGACUGGGACCGUGAUUCGAAACGGGGGUUGCGCCCGGCACAAGUUGUAUGCAUCAGCGGGAGACAGCAAAGGCAAAAGCAACUCGUCAGUUGGAAGUGCGUACUUGUCGAGGCAGCACAACGAAAUGCAGUUAAGGCAACACGCUACUGCCACCUCUUUGGAGACGCUCAACGAUGACUGUCUGCUGCUCAUCUGCGCCCAGCUCGCAAUUGGGGAUCAGUUUGCGCUGCUACAGCUGGGCGGCAGGCUGCGGCAACUAGUGCUGGCGAUUUGGCGGCGCAAAUACGCCAGCGCAUUCGAUUGGCAGCGUGAGCCGCAAUUUAAAUGCCUAAGCGCCCGCGAGCAGAGUCAGCUGCUGGGGCACAUGAGCCGGCUGACACGGGCGCUGCUUAAUCUUAGCGUUGGCGAGCACUUGCCGGCCUGGCUGAGUGGCAGCUCGCAACGGAAACGGACACGGAAGCGCAUACGCAUGCCACACAUGCAAAGGCUUAGCUUUAGGGCAUGCAGCUCGGCAGCGCUGCUGCGGCAACUGCCUCGAAUUUGCGAAAACCUUGGCCAGCUGCAGCUGGGCGUCUUUGACAGGCUGACGCCCGCGGAACUCUCCACGCUCUUUGUCCAGCUGCCACGUCUGAGUUUGUUUGAGCUGCUGCCAGGCAGCAUCUGUGGCGCUCCGGCAGUAGCCUUGGCCGACAUUGAAUAUUGCCAAACGUUGCAAACGCUGAAAUUGCCAGCGUGCGCGUUGCGGGCGGCGGGCACGAAAAUAUCACGAAUGCCGCAGCUACGUCAAUUGACAGGCUUCCUUUGCUCCAGCACCUGCCGCUGCAGCAGCAACAUUGACGACGACAAAGCGCAGCCAAAUGCUGGCACCGUGGCCACAGCGACCAUAUCCGCUUGCCUGACGGCGUUGAGCGUUGGCAAAGGUGGUGCUGGUGGUGUCGCCUGUCAAAUUGUGGGGCUGCAUUUGCAAUGCCAACUCGAUGCCAGGCUGCCGCGUCUCCUGGCCGACCACCUGAGUGUGGUGCGGCUGGAACGCAUCGCUUGGCACUCGCAGCUGAUGGUGCACUAUGAUGCCUCCGAUGGCAGCAUCAAGUGGCUGCCGCAGGCGCCGCAAGUGCCGUCCGCUAUGCUCCGCUUUAUUGUCAGUCAGGCGGCGAGCUUGCAUGAACUGGAUUUCAUGCGUAAUGUGCAUGUCACGCCCACAUUUCUUAGACAACUUACCGAGCAACUGGGGCCAGCCAGCGAGCUGCUGGCCGUGUGGCAUGAUGCCUGCCCAAGGGCCCGGAUGUCAGACGAGGAAACGGAUAUGGACAGCAGCAAAAACGACUUGGCGUUUGUGGAGUUGCAAUUGAAACAGUUGGUUAAUGAAAAGGCGAACUGUUGAUAGGCACAAGGGGAUCCAAUCCAAUCAAAAGGGUAUUCUCGACUAAUAGUCGGAUUUAUUAUGUAAGCAAUUUAUUAAGAUAUUAAAACAAACAAACUAAAA
Messenger RNA from Drosophila virilis, 1631 nucleotides. RefSeq lists its product as uncharacterized. The record is from RefSeq and is a predicted model, not a curated record. Lineage: Eukaryota; Metazoa; Arthropoda; Insecta; Diptera; Drosophilidae.